Messenger RNA from Parnassius mnemosyne (clouded apollo), 966 nucleotides. The record is from the annotation of a GenBank genome assembly. NCBI's taxonomy places the organism in Eukaryota, Metazoa, Arthropoda, Insecta, Lepidoptera, Papilionidae.
AUGUCGAUUAAUUUUGUGAUUAUUGUACUAGCAACUGCUUCGUUGACCAAUGGUAUUCAAUAUGAUGGUCUCCGAGUAAAAUUCGGUUGGUCAGACGCACUGGCCGACAAGGAAUACUUCUUCAGCAUCCCGCGUACGGUUAGUGAUGCCGUGAGCAAGGGUUGGCGGCGGACGGAACGACCUCCCGGACCACUGCCCGAACUCAGGAUGUACUGUUCGGUCGGACGAAACGUGUGCCCGCUAUAUGACACCGCUGGCUUCAUAGCUGGUCUACAAGUUGCUAUACCGGUUGAAGGAUUCGAAUAUCCGCCAUUCGUAAAUCCAGAAAAGAAACUGGUGAAGUGGACCGCACCAUCAACCGAUGGAGAACUAGCCAAGGACUUUUGGACCGCUACACAAUUCUACGUUUCCGAAGAAUCACUAAAAUCUGGGGCUGGACCAACGAUAGAAAAUGGGGCGACUUUACAAGAUGGUGGUGUAUGGGUGCCUGGGCCGGACGGUCGGCUCAUAAGGAUCGCAAGUACUGAGGCCGAAUUGAACACGACGUCCUGGAAAAAACAGAACUGUAUCCCCAACAUGGGCACUCAUUACCACUACAACAUGACACCGGACCUAAAGUGCGAGGACUUGCUACCAUGGUUCUCUUUAACAACGGAUACGGAUCUGGUCGGCACCGGUCUUCAGGUGAUAGGAAAGACCCCAGAACAGGAGCCGCAAGCGUGGUUCGAAUACGUUCCCAAGGACAGCGCUCGGAUGACGAUUCCGCUGGCACCGGAAUGCCUUUAUGAGAGUGUAGACAAGUAUGGUGUGAUUUCUUUACACAUCUAUUAUAUCGACAAUCCCUGGACCAUCAGAUGCAAAGAUGGUGACUCCAUCAGGAAACCAGGUGUGGUUGACAGGCUCAAGCUGAACGGUGUCAAAUACGCAAGCAAAAUCACUGACGGGCUGAAGAACAUAUUCGGUUGA